AUGUGGUUCGGUAUAGGCUGGAUCAUCCAUGUCAUAGCAGAUGAAAGGUGGAGGAGGAUGGUGUUGAUCCUCAUGAUGAAGGUGUCAGUCCUCAGGAAGAGGAGGAGGGGGUACGCACCUUGCAUCAUGACAGACAUACAAAGUGCAAAUGAUCCAGGGGGUGACAUCACACAUGUAGCUGUGGACGAUGUUGACAUUGAAAAGGCCGUCGAUGACGACGACAUGGUCUUUGUUGACAACUGCUGGAGCUCUGCCGUCAUGCAUGUGGAGAAUUCAGUAAGAAGACUCAUGGACAAACACAAGGGUAAAGUUGUUGCUGGUGUCAAGGGUCUGUUGUUCCUCCUCUACCUGACCUACUUUGGGUAUUGUAUGUACCACAAAUUUGGAGAUGAAGGGUCUAUUCGUCUCCUGGUUGGAACACUAAUUGGAGUUCUGUACCUGCUGAAGAAAGUGACAAAAGGCUUGUGCAAGUUCACCCAUCUCAAAAGAUGUGCCUCACUUUGUGGACCAAGUAAGAAGACACUGGCAAUGCGACGGUGGAUCAGGAGGGGCCUGUACCUGUUAGGAAGUGCCGGUAUGGCUGUCUACAUAGGACUUGAUGUGGUCAGGUACAACCCCCAGAAUAUCCAGUCACUUCUGGGGUUAGUCCUAUUUGUGGUUCUAGGAUUUGUCUUCUCUACAAGUCCAGCCAGGGUGAACUGGCACCCGGUGUUCUGGGGAAUCGUGAUGCAGUUUGCAUUUGCCGUGAUUAUCUUGCGGACACCCUGGGGAUACGCCAUAUUUGACUGGAGUGGACAUCGGGUCGAAGCGUUCCUCAAAUACGGUAAUGCUGGAUCCGAGUUUGUGUUUGGGAAGAAUUACCGGGAUCACAGGAUAGCGUUUGCCGUUAUGCCAGUGAUGCUGUUCUUCAAUUCCUUCAUCUUCAUCUUGUACCACAUAGGGGUAAUCCAGGUAAUCAUGGAGAAACUCGGGUCGUUCCUGUCCUUCUGCCUGGAUAGUGGGCCCAUCGAGUCUGUGGUAGCCUCUGCGAACAUCUUCAUAGGGCUGACGGAAGCACCCCUCUUUGUUCGGCCAUAUUUGAAGCAUGUCACAGCUUCGGAACUUCAUGCUAUCAUGGCUUGUGGUUUCGCUAGCGUCAGUGGCGCCGUAAUGGGCACCUACAUACACUUCGGGGUUCCCGCCAACCAUCUGUUGUCCGCUGCCGUGAUGUCUGCACCCGCCGCCCUCGCCAUCACCAAACUCAUGUGUCCAGAAACCAAGAAGUCCUACUUCAGAGAUGGAGUGAAGAUGGAACUUGGACUUGAAAAGCAUCGCAACGUCCUCUCGGCAUUAUCAAGCGGUGCCGUUGCUGCCGUCAAGAUCGCCUCCAACACAAUCGCCAACCAGAUCGCCUUCGUGUCCUUGGCGAAGUUUGUUAACGUGACACUAGAAUGGUUCGGGGACCAGGCGGGCGUCCCUGGCAUUUCGUUUGGGCUGGUGUGUUCCUAUCUGUUCUACCCUCUCUCGUACUCGAUGGGCGUGGCCUCCCAGGAUUGUGGGAAGAUUGCGGAAAUGUUGGGCAUCAAGAUCUUUGGAACCCCCAUCUUAGGCUACACUGAGCUAUCCAGACUGAGGAGAAACCGUUUCCAGCUUCUUGACUACGUGGCCAAGAAUAAUCAUACGUGGCACUGGCAGGGUAGUGACGUCAUACUCGAGGCGACCAAUCAGACUCUCAUUGGUGGUAUCAUGGAUGAGCGGAGUGAAGUUAUAGGUACCUACGCUCUCUGUGGAUUUUCCACAGUCACCGCUAUCGGGGUUACACUCGGGACACUGGUUCCUCUGGCACCAGAACGGAAGCAGGACAUUGUCAGACUCAUCAUCCGGGCUUUUAUAGCAGGGAACGUAGCCUCGUUCCUGACCGGUGCCAUUGCGGGGUUGCUGUUCAACGGACAGAGUUUCCAGUGA
Messenger RNA from Haliotis rubra (blacklip abalone), 1944 nucleotides. RefSeq names its product solute carrier family 28 member 3-like. Gene Ontology annotation, cellular component: membrane. The record is from RefSeq and is a predicted model, not a curated record. Lineage: Eukaryota; Metazoa; Mollusca; Gastropoda; Lepetellida; Haliotidae. The coding region runs from base 1 to 1944 and encodes 647 amino acids. Gene Ontology annotation, molecular function: nucleoside:sodium symporter activity. Gene Ontology annotation, biological process: nucleoside transmembrane transport. The transcript has 13 exons.